This is a messenger RNA of Monomorium pharaonis (pharaoh ant), 3466 nucleotides long. Its product is annotated as nuclear receptor subfamily 2 group F member 6. NCBI's taxonomy places the organism in Eukaryota, Metazoa, Arthropoda, Insecta, Hymenoptera, Formicidae. Gene Ontology annotation, biological process: anatomical structure development; cell differentiation; regulation of transcription by RNA polymerase II. Gene Ontology annotation, molecular function: zinc ion binding; nuclear receptor activity; RNA polymerase II cis-regulatory region sequence-specific DNA binding. Bases 932 to 2125 code for a protein of 397 amino acids. The transcript is spliced from 9 exons. The record is from RefSeq and is a predicted model, not a curated record.
UUGCUAGAAAUUUUCUUACCCAUCUUUGUUUAUUUUUCCCUUUUUCUCUUUUUCCGUUACAUAUUGUAGAAUGCUGAAAAGAGUACGACCAAGGUAAAAUAAAUUUCCUUUCCACAAUCCUCUCUCUCUCUCUCUCUCUCUCUCUCUAGUCUGUCCUCACACCCCUCUCGGUUCGCUCGAUAACGGUUCGACUUCGGUGGUUCUUCACGAUUAGCCGGAGGGAGAGGCAGCAAGAGCCGUGCACGAGUUGACUUUCGCGCUCCAGCUCACUCAUCGCCGUUUACAGUAGGGUGGAGGAGAGAGAAUACCUUUCGCUGCUUAGUCGAGGGGUUGUGCUCGUUCAACCCCUGCGGGGAUCGCGAGAUCUCGCCCCGCCUGUCAGCCAAUCGUCGUCGUUGGUCGACGUCUCGCGCACAUAUUCUAGCGUCGACGGACAGCGCGUCCGCCCAGCCGCGCGAACCCCGGGGGAUGAUAAUUCUUGCUGGCUGACACCCUUCUCUACGCCACUAUCGCGAGCCGCGACCAGAUCGCUACGGGCAAAAAUUACGAGUUAUAGAUCGCACGUGUUCCGACGCAAGUACGCGAGUUCGACGUUUACCAACCGACAAGAAACAAUCAUCACAAAGCAAUCGUUGCAACUCUGAUCAAGAUAAACAGCGGCAACCGACGUGGAAUUUCAAGGAAUACAUCUCGUGGACAUUUGUUUCACGCACUACUUUUAAUCUUGUGAAUUGUUAUGCGAAUUGUAGAGGUUGUUUGCUGUUAUCAUGACAUGAAUCUGAUCUCGUGCAAAUUCAUUCUGACUUAGAAUAUCUAUGUGUGUCAUUCGCGACGAUCGUCUGAAGUUCGGCUGAGGAUUCGACACAGAUUGCAGUGAACAGACGAAGAGAGUUUCUUGCAGAACUUAAGAUUUAAUAUAAGCUCGUCGGAAAUGGAAGAGAACGGACGCGGGGAAACCCUGUGCAAGGUCUGCGGCGACAAGGCCUCUGGGAAGCAUUAUGGCGUGCCGAGUUGCGACGGAUGCCGGGGUUUUUUCAAGCGGUCUAUCCGCAGGUACGCGAGGAAUCUGGAUUACGUGUGCAAAGAGAACGGGCGCUGCAUCGUGGACGUGUCGCGGCGCAACCAGUGCCAGGCCUGCCGUUUCACGAAGUGUCUUCAGGUCAACAUGAAGCGAGACGCUGUACAACACGAGAGAGCCCCAAGGAGCACGUCUUCUCUCGUUGCCGCGGUGAGAAGGAGUUCUUCGGGACUUUACACGGGCAUUCCUAACGUUUAUCAUCCUGCGAGCAGUGCUUACCAUCCCCUCCUAUAUCCCGCAUUGUUUCCCUUCAAACCCACGGUACCAACAUUCACCCCGUCCGUUGCAGCACAUUUCUUGCCACGACCGUCCCCGGAAUCAAUGUCUAUGACCACCGCCAAGGAAGACGAAGUUACCAGCUCAGAGGAGGCUGCUACUGUCGACGUCAGGCUCGAAUCAAAAGAUGAACUAGUGAACACUCGCCUGGCGCCGCCGGUUAUUACUUCUGUCUCAUCGGAAUACACAAUGCAAGGCUUAUCUUUCCUGCCAACUGAAAAUAUCUACGAAUUCGCAGCGAAGUUACUUUUCUUCGCCGUGCGAUGGGCGAGAAGUAUACAUUCCUUUCUGCAACUUCCUUACAGAGAUCAAACUAUCCUUCUGGAGGAGUCGUGGAGCGAGUUGUUCGUGUUGACAGCCGCGCAGUGGAACUUUCCCGUGGACGAGACCACCCUGGUGCCAGUAGAUCUGCCGAUAGAGCGGAGGGAAAUUCUCCUCGAUAAAGCGAGGAGGCUGAGAGAACUCUUGGCAAAGUGCGCCGCGUUAAGGGUAGAUCACUCGGAGUACGCGUGCUUGAAGGCCAUAGUUCUUUUUAAACCAGAAUCGCGAAACCUCUGUGAGCCUGGACGAGUGUCGGCGUUGCAGGAGCAGACGGUGGCGGUGUUCUGCGAGAGGGAUGCGCGCAGGGUAGGUCGAUUGUUGCUGCUUUUACCACCGGCGCGUGCACUUUGCCGCGCCACUCUGCACGAGCUGCUGUUCAAACCGACGGUCGGCGAAGUCAGCGUCGAGCGACUGCUGGGUGACAUGGUCGGCGCCCUCAGGCCUACCUAACUGCUGACACGAAUGCGCCCGUUGCUCUUGGGAUACCCGUGUAAGGGUGCGUUUUACCGACACCCCUUUAUCGACGAAAUUCGGACUGUGAAAUGAGCAUGCCGAGAUAAAAUUGCGUCAUAAGAUUGUCUAUAGAGACGUAUACCUAUAUCGAUUUAUUUUGAGUAUCAACUCUUAACUUAUUUACUCUUUUUUGAGUAAUUAUUAUUAUUGAAUAAUAAUAAUUUGAACCGAUAUGUAAUUAAUGCAAAAAAUAAGAAGUGUCAUUUCUCGAUCAAGGCAGUUCUUGGUGCCUGAUAGUAAUGUUUACGUAAACUUUUACACAAUCUGUAGUUCAUACAAACUGCACGUCGCAUAUUCCUCGGUCUUGAUAGAAUUGUUAUUGAAACUAUAAUUAUUGGAACAGCUUGUGCUGCAGAGAAUAACGAGUGUUCUGCAUCUACGAUUCUACAUCAUUUAAAUUUUAAGAUAUUGAAACUAGUCCAGCAGUAGACUUCUUGCCUGUUUCCAGCAAGAUAACUUUAAUUAACUAUGAUUGAUUAAAUGAUGAUCUUGUCAUAUUAUUUUAUAGUUAACAUUGUAAUCCGGUAAAGGGAGCCAAUUAGAACUAAUUAGAGACGUCCAGAAUAUUCUAAAUCGUAGACUAAUAAUUGUAAAUGAGAUAGAUAAGCAAUAAGCGACAAAGAGUUCUUGUUAACUUAUCGAAUUAUGAUCGCGUUGGCCGUGCCGAUAAAACGGCCAUAAUUAAAAGAAGACAAAAAGGGCGAUUUUGUAACGCAGUUUUGCCUGUCGGAAUAUUGAUCCGUGAUGGAUAGAAUUACGGCGCUAUUGUCAACCGCAUCAGUUCUUUCCGUAUGUGUAUGUGGCAUUAUAUAUGUAUACAUAAAUGGGCUUUGCGCAAUGUAAUAUUUAUGCACCUUAAAUGGACACAUAUGUACAUACUUGGUCUAGAUAUAAAUAAUAUCUUUAGUAUAUAGUUAUAUAUAGUGUCUAUAAAUAACUUUAGCGACAACCGCCUCGGUAUAGAGCAUCCUAAAUUGAAUUGUAAUGCGAAUUAAAGCGACACAAAUGCAUAUUCGUGUAAUCAGUUAAUUAAUCAAUUAAGGAUCUCGUUUAUUCCGUUCCUUGUAUCAUUAGGCAGAUACAUCCAAAGCAAAAAAGAGAUGACAGUGGUUAUUUCCAGCGUUAUUCUCGCUAAUGUUAUCUCUAUAUGUUAUUAUUUGCGCAAGAGCGAAAAUUAUGUCAUCGCAAGCCGGUCAUUAUUAUAUUAAAUUAAUGAAUAUUAUUUCAAAAAAUGGUUCCAUGAUAUAAUUAAACUAGAAUAAAUUCUUUUAGAAAAUA